CUCCGCCCCCGCCGGCGGACAGGCUCCCUGCCCACCGUCGUUCCACUAGGUCCCUGUCUCGCCUCCCGCCGCUCAGUUCCCGACUUCCUUGUGCCCGAGCCAUGUGUGGGAGCAGAUGAGGGAUUCUCUGGGUCCCCAUUUGGAACCUGGAGACCAGCUUCUGCUGACAAGCCCUUCAGCCCCUCUGGGCCUUAGUCUCCACUCCUGUAGAAUGAAGAUAAUGACACCUCCCUUAGAAGCCAGACAACUUUGUAAACCGAGUGAUUACUGUGGGUGAAAGCACUUUGCAAAGGCUUCAGUUGAAGCUCAGCCGUCGAUGCAGGUGUUGUUGCUGUUGUCCCUGCUUCAUCUGGAUGACAUUGUCGUUGCUGUUGUCACUGCUCCGUGUGGACUGGGUAGCCGGGUCGGGAAGUCCCGCUCCCUCUUCCCCACGGUGGAAACCUCGCACCGCCCGCCUCGGGGGCACUACUCCGCGCCAGCUCAGGAGAGCUCGAGAUAAGCGAGGGAGCCUCCUCUCCGGCAGGAUGACUGCCCCGGCGCAGGAGAGGGGGCCCCGUUGAGGGCGGCCGUAGGACUCGCGGGAGCAGGCAGCCGGCCAGGCCUCCUGUCCUGACAUGGAGAGUAACCUGUCUGGCCUGGUGCCUGCUGCUGGGCUGGUUCCUGCGCUGCCUCCCGCCGUGACCCUGGGGCUGACUGCGGCCUACACCACUUUGUAUGCCCUGCUCUUCUUCUCGGUAUAUGCCCAGCUCUGGCUGGUACUUCUCUAUGGGCACAAGCGUCUGAGCUAUCAGACAGUGUUCCUGGCACUCUGUCUGCUCUGGGCUGCCUUGCGCACCACCCUCUUCUCCUUCUACUUCCGAGAUACCCCCCGAGCCAACCGUCUGGGACCCCUGCCCUUUUGGCUUCUCUACUGCUGCCCUGUCUGCCUGCAGUUCUUCACCCUGACACUUAUGAAUCUCUACUUUGCCCAGGUUGUGUUCAAGGCCAAGGCGAAGCGCCGGCCGGAGAUGAGCCGAGGCUUGCUGGCUGUCCGAGGGGCCUUCGUGGGGGCCUCGCUGCUCUUUCUGCUGGUGAACGUGCUGUGCGCUGUGCUGUCCCGCCGGCGCAGGGCACAGCCCUGGGCCCUCCUGCUGGUGCGAGUCCUGGUGAGCGACUCCCUCUUUGUUAUCUGCGCACUCUCUCUUGCUGCCUGCCUCUGCCUUGUCGCCCGGCGGGCACCCUCCACCAGCAUCUACCUGGAGGCCAAGGGGACCAGUGUGUGCCAGGCAGCUGCGAUGGGUGGCGCCAUGGUCCUGCUCUACGCUAGCCGGGCCUGCUACAACCUGGCGGCCUUGGCCUUGGCCCCCCGGAGUCGGCUGGAUGCCUUCGAUUAUGACUGGUACAACGUCUCUGACCAGGCGGACCUGGUGAAUGACCUGGGGAACAAAGGCUACCUGGUGUUUGGCCUCAUCCUCUUUGUGUGGGAGCUGCUGCCCACCACCCUGUUGGUGGGCUUCUUCCGGGUGCACCGGCCCCCGCAGGACCUGAGCACCAGCCGCAUCCUCAACGGGCAGGUCUUUGGCUCCCGUUCCUACUUCUUUGACCGGGCCGGGCACUGUGAGGACGAGGGCUGCUCCUGGGAGCAUGGCCAUAGCGAGAGCACCAGCAUGUCGGGCAGCCUGGGCUCCGGCAGCUGGUACGGCGCCAUCGGGCGGGAGCCGGGCUGGUGCGGAGGCAGCCAGACACGGACCACUCCUCUGCUCUUCUCCCAGGUGCUGGGACCAGGUGGCCACCACCACAGUCUCUACUCCACCCCACAGACGUGAUGCCCUCCCACUGUCCCCGCUAGAACCCCCAGACCCUAGUCCUCCCGUCCCAGGUCCCUGUGCCAAGUUCAUCUGCCGCUUCUUGCCCAGGAUCAUGAGAGGCUGUGGCCGCCUCUGCCCCUGGCCGGCUCCUUGCUACUCCUGUCAUAGUGAGCUUGUGCUGUCCCCUAGGAUGGGGGGGCGUGGCCUGGCUGCCAGAUGCCCACAGCACCUUGGCAUGACCUGCCGUCUCCACUUCUGCACUGGAGCCACCUACCUCUCCUGCACCUGUCACUCAAUAAACAGUGUCCGUGCCCCUCGUC
Molecule: messenger RNA, 2107 nt
Organism: Mustela erminea (ermine)
Lineage: Eukaryota; Metazoa; Chordata; Mammalia; Carnivora; Mustelidae
Gene: GPR137
Product: G protein-coupled receptor 137
Exons: 8
Coding region: 615-1805 (396 amino acids)
Biological process (GO): negative regulation of bone resorption; positive regulation of TORC1 signaling; negative regulation of osteoclast differentiation
Cellular component (GO): lysosomal membrane
Source: RefSeq, a predicted model, not a curated record